AGGUUUGGUAGGCUGCGAAUUGCUAAGUUGAAUGAUCAACACAGCUUUAAAGGGCUACUUUUAAAGCGGCUAACUUCAUUACUUAAACAAAUUUAGAGUCCCGGAGUCACCUACCGAGUUUAGCCACAAGAUGACUCAGAUGAUGGUCUAGAAAAACAAGUUGGACAGAGCGAGCUACAGGAUUAUUUUUAAGGGGUGGUGCUGGAAUGCAUAGGCAAUCCCAUUGUUGGUUGUGAAUUAAAGGUCCACAGUUCUUUGCUUUGCUGCUAGACUCCUGAGUUGAAGUGCCAAAAUGGUGAGAUGCUGUGGUUUGGUUACGGACAAGAAUGAACCAGUUCCUCUGAAGAGUGUGGCGGUAGAUGUGCGUGUGCAGGGACAUGUAGCCACAGUGAGCUCCACUCUGCUGUAUGUGAAUGGAGAAGAGCGCCCCCUAGAGGCUGUUUUUGUGUUCCCUCUGCCUGGCGAAUGUGCCGUCUGCCACCUCAGCGCCAAGAUAGGAGACACAGAGGUGGUGGCAAAGCUGCAGGACAAACAGAAGGCCCGGGAGGAGUAUGAUGAUGCGUUGAGCUCGGGCCACCAGGCCUUCCUGCUGGAGGAGAGUGCUCAGAGCCCAGACGUGUUCCAGCUGAACGUGGGCAGCCUGCCUCCAGGAGAGAGUGCUGCCAUCACUCUGGUCUACAUCUCAGAGCUGGCCAUGCAAGCUGAUGACGCCCUGCGCUUCUGUCUGCCCACUGUGCUCAACCCCCGCUACACACCCCAGGACAUGGACAGGAGUCAAAUGGCCACAGUGACUUCAGUCCCAGCUGGCACGGUGCCCUACACGUUGGCUCUCAGUGCUCAGCUGUCCUCCCCCCAGCCCAUCUCUAAAGUGGAGUCCAACUGUGCUCUGGAGCCACUGGCUUACCUCAGCCCAGACAAAACACAGGCCACGGUGAGUCUCUCUCCAGGCCACCUGUUUGACCGUGAUGUGGAGCUGCUGCUGUAUUACCAGGAUGCUCAUAAGCCCACUGCCAUAGUGGAGGCUGGACUGGACAGUGCUGAGCCAGACUCUUUGAUGAAGGACCCGGUUGUAUUGCUCAGCAUUUACCCAGAGUUCCCUGCUGCAGUAACAUCCUCACUUGCCACGUGUGGAGAGUUUAUUUUUGUGGUGGACCGAUCAGGGAGUAUGCGUUGCAAGAUGCACUCAGGAAAAGAUGCAAUGAUGCGCAUAGAGAGUGCCAAGGACACUCUGCUCCUGCUAUUGAAGAGCGUCCCCAUGGGCUGCUACUUCAACAUCUAUGGAUUUGGCUCCCGUUAUGAACAUUUCUUCCCGAAGAGCGUUGAGUACAACCAGAAGACGAUGGAUGAAGCUCUUGAGAAAGUGAAGGGAAUGGGAGCAGACUUGGGGGGCACUGAGAUUCUUCAGCCUCUGAAACACAUCUACAGCCAGCCCUGCAUCCCCAGCCACCCCAGACAGCUCUUUAUUUUCACUGAUGGAGAGGUGGGGAACACUAAGCAGAUUUUGGACUUGGUGAAGAUCAAUGGAAAUGCUCACCGGUGCUUCUCUUUUGGAAUUGGAGAGGGUGCAAGCACUGCUUUAGUCACAGGCAUGGCCAGGGAGGGUUCUGGGCAUGCUCAGUUCAUCACAGGAACAGACCGCAUGCAACCCAAGGUGAUGCAGUCUCUGCGCUAUGCGCUGCAGCCAGCAGUGAAGGACAUCUCUGUCCACUGGAACCUUCCAGAUGGUGUAUCAGUCACCACUUUGUCUCCUCCCCUCCAAGUGCUCUUCCAUGGUCAAAGGGCCCUGCUGUAUGCCCAGGUUAAAGGAGAGAGUGCAACGAAUCCUGAAGGAUCUGUGACAAUUCAGUACAACCUGUCGGAGGAGACGGUCAAGAACCAACUCAGCUUCUGCCUCAGACCCACAGGAGACACAGGAGUGACUCUCCACCGGCUGGGGGCUCGGGCUCUGAUCCGCUCGCUGGAGAUGGAGGAGCGGGCAGCAGGGCCAGAGGCCAAGGCCCUGAGAGAGAAGCUGCUGCAGCUCAGCCUGCAGUCUGGAGUCAGCUGCACACACACCGCCUUCAUCGCCAUCCACAAGGGCAGCGGACAGACUGUGCAGGGACCACUGCUCCAUAGAACUGUGCCAAGCCCAGGAAAUAAUUUUUGUGCAGUGAGAAAAAUGGUCCGUUCAGCGCCAAUGGCCAUGAAAGCUAGAAGUUUUGCAAAGAAUGCAGCUUUUGCUGGAAAUGUUUUCAAAAGGAAACAAAUGAAAGAAAACGUACCAGCAAGGGCUAAGGGUGCAUCAUCUACAAUGCAUCCUGAGAAUGCAGAAAUGUGCAUUGGUUAUGCUAUGCCAGAUGCAGCAGCUAUGCUUGAUGUGCCUCAAGGUAACAGAAACACUGACCAACAAGAGUCGCUCACAGUAGAUCACCUCCUUCAGCUGAUCUCCCUCCAGAAAGCCACAGGAUCAUGGGAAAUGGAGUCCUCCUUGGCCAAGGUGUUGGAGAAGACAGAUGAUGAGUUGGACAAACUGAUGCCAGUGGGGGCAGACAAGGCUGUGUGGGCUACAGUUCUGGCUCUGAUUUGGCUCUAUGGUUUCCGCCUGGAGGCCCGGGAUGAAUGGCAGUUUGUAGCCAUGAAGGCAGCAUCCUGGAUUCAAGCUCAGAAAGUGGACUGUGUGUCUCAGUGUGUGCAGGCUGGAAAUGCUCUGCUGGGAUGUCAGGUGCAGCCGGAGAAUCUGGGCCUCUGAAGACCAGAACUUUCCUCAUAUAUCUCAUUGCCAUCAAAUCAUACUUCAUUCACCUGCUGUCAAGGUGAUGGAAUUACUAUGCUAUCACAUGCUUACAGGAGCUUAAUUUCUGUCUGAAGUGUCCUUAUGGCUUUUGCCUCGGUGUUAGUUGAAUUGCAGUGUCCAUCUUUGCAUGAAUUGCAAUAUUUUAUUAUUAUGCAAAUGUUAUAUGCAUCAAUCUUGGGUACUUUGAUAACAAAAUGUCUUACUUUGUUACUUUAUUUUAUUUAAAUAAACUGACCAUUUUUAAUACUAUUCAUAUAACUAGAUACUGCAUAGCGGUACAACAUAUGACCACCACUCAGUCCUGUACAUCCUCUCUGCGAAAAUAAAUCAUGCUUGUGAAUUUGUCUCCAUCUCUUACUCUAUCCCCUACUCUUGCAACUUUUUUGUACUGUAUGGCUGUACUGCAUAUGUGUGGCUGUGUGUGCGUACACGUCUGGCUGUGUGUAUGUGUGCUUGUACCCAGACGGCUCAGUUG
Messenger RNA from Sardina pilchardus (European sardine), 3248 nucleotides. RefSeq names its product von Willebrand factor A domain-containing protein 5A-like. Lineage: Eukaryota; Metazoa; Chordata; Actinopteri; Clupeiformes; Clupeidae. Bases 293 to 2728 code for a protein of 811 amino acids. The transcript has 19 exons. The record is from RefSeq and is a predicted model, not a curated record.